This is a messenger RNA of Coregonus sp. 'balchen', 7497 nucleotides long. NCBI's taxonomy places the organism in Eukaryota, Metazoa, Chordata, Actinopteri, Salmoniformes, Salmonidae. The record is from the annotation of a GenBank genome assembly.
AUGGUAAAGUUGUGGGAGUGUGUGUUGAUUCAAGUAACUGAAUUACGUAACUAGCUAGAAAGUCUGGAUUAUACAGGUGUGUGUGUGUGUGUGUGUGUGUGUGUGUGUGUGUGUGUGUGUGUGAGAGGUAAAGUGGGUGCAGCUGGACUUCACCUGCAUGCACUCACCUGUAUUCUAGAAUACAUAUUCGUCUAAGGACUCUCUCCCUCUCUCUCUCCCUCGACAUUUACAUUCUGACUCUUUCUCCCUCAGACAUCAUCUAAGAUGGGCGACAACAACCCAGUGAAGCAGGGAGUGGAGACCUUUGACAAGAAGUGUCUGAAGAAGACCAGUACGGCUGAGAAGAACACUCUGCCAACCAAGGAGGGUACGUUUCUCCUACCCAAUCUCCAUUUCUGACUCCUACCCAGUCUCCUUCUUUCCUGUCCUGCCUCUUAAGCUGUCUCCUCCGCUUAUUGCUCAUACUCCUACCCCACCCUGUACCUGUCUCCCUCUCCGUUUGCAGUAGUUACCCUGUACCUGUCUCCCUCUCCGUUUGCAGAGUUACCCUGUACCUGUCUCCCUCUCCGUUUGCAGUAGUUACCCUGUACCUGUCUCCCUCUCCGUUUGCAGUAGUUACCCUGUACCUGUCUCCCUCUCCGUUUGCAGUAGUUACCCUGUACCUGUCUCCCUCUCCGUUUGCAGUAGUUACCAUGUACCUGUCUCCCUCUCCGUUUGCAGUAGUUACCCUGUACCUGUCUCCCUCUCCGUUUGCAGUAGUUACCCUGUACCUGUCUCCCUCUCCGUUUGCAGUAGUUACCCUGUACCUGUCUCCCUCUCCGUUUGCAGUAGUUACCCUGUACCUGUCUCCCUCUCCGUUUGCAGUAGUUACCCUGUACCUGUCUCCCUCUCCGUUUGCAGUAGCUAAGUGCCUCCCACUCUAUUGUACCAAGAGAAGACGGCAACACUGCACUAGCAUGAUAUAGGCCUAUUACUGAUUAACCGAGAGCCUGGUACACCUGAGGGCAACAGUAAGAGGUCUUGUCCUUGUUCAACCUAAUGCCUUUGGCUGGCCAGGAGGAAAAAGUGAUAAAAUACACGUGCCGUCCUAAUGUAGUGUUAGCAGUGUGUUAGUGCCCUUCUACUGUAGUGUUAGUAAUGUGUUAGUGCCCUUCUACUGUAGUGUUAGCAGUGUGUUAGUGCCCUUCUACUGUAGUGUUAGUAAUGUGUUAGUGCCCUUCUACUGUAGUGUUAGUAAUGUGUUAGUGCCCUUCUACUGUAGUGUUACUAAUGUGUUAGUGCCCUUCUACUGUAGUGUUAGCAGUGUGUUAGUGCCCUUCUACUGUAGUGUUAGUAAUGUGUUAGUGCCCUUCUACUGUAGUGUUAGUAAUGUGUUAGUGCCCUUCUACUGUAGUGUUAGUAGUGUGUUAGUGCCCUUCUACUGUAGUGUUAGUAAUGUGUUAGUGCCCUUCUACUGUAGUGUUAGCAGUGUGUUAGUGCCCUUCUACUGUAGUGUUAGUAGUGUGUUAGUACCCUUCUACUGUAGUGUUAGCAGUGUGUUAGUGCCCUUCUACUGUAGUGUUAGCAGUGUGUUAGUGCCCUUCUACUGUAGUGUUAGUAAUGUGUUAGUGCCCUUCUACUGUAGUGUUAGUAAUGUGUUAGUGCCCUUCUACUGUAGUGUUAGCAGUGUGUUAGUGCCCUUCUACUGUAGUGUUAGCAGUGUGUUAGUGCCCUUCUACUGUAGUGUUAGUAGUGUGUUAGUACCCUUCUACUGUAGUGUUAGCAGUGUGUUAGUGCCCUUCUACUGUAGUGUUAGUAAUGUGUAGUUUCUCUUCAUUUGACUGUAUGUAAAGUAGAGGGUAAAUCUUCACAUGAGCAUCCAGGAACAGUACAACACUGUCGAGAAGAACAGUUACCGUAGGUUACAUUUUUACAGUUACGCCCAAUGCAUUCCAGUUAUCAAGUACACACUUGUCUGACUGCUAUCCAGCUGCUUUGCAGAACCGUGCUGCUCUUUUAGUGGCUCCGUGGCCUGGGGGCCAUCAGCUAUUACUGUGGUAUUGAUAACAUUAUGCUGAGUAGUCAUAUAAAACUGGGCUUUAUGGGCCUGUGCAUUGAGCUUUGCAGUCCAGCCGCAGUGGAGAGGCAAUCUUAGUGCAGUUAGGGGGGGGGAGAGGCUACCUUUUGGUGCAGAAAGGGUGUGGACUAAAGAGGGUUUAGUGCAGUCAGAGAUGGUGUGUAGAGGCAGCUUUUUAGUGCAGACCUAGAGAGGCCGUAGUUCAGACAGGGUGGACUAGACUGAAGCCUUAGUUCAGACAGGGUGGACUAGACUGAAGCCUUAGUUCAGACAGGGUGGACUAGACUGAAGCCUUAGUUCAGACAGGGUGGACUAGACUGAAGCCUUAGUUCAGACAGGGUGGACUAGACUGAAGCCUUAGUUCAGACAGGGUGGACUAGACUGAAGCCUUAGUUCAGACAGGGUGGACUAGACUGAAGCCUUAGUUCAGACAGGGUGGACUAGACUGAAGCCUUAGUUCAGACAGGGUGGACUAGACUGAAGCCUUAGUUCAGACAGGGUGGACUAGACUGAAGCCUUUGCUCAGAGGGAGUGAUGUGAGAGAGGAGCAGGAAGAGGGGAGUUGAGCUCUCACCAUGUUAGCAGCCUUAUCAACAUGAACUGAUCCUCAGCCCUCUCCUCCAUCAGUGUCUUAGAUACUCCCUGAUUCCUCCUUUCUCUGACUGCAUCCCAAAUGGCACCCUUAUCCCUACAUAGUGCCCGGCUCUGGUCAAAAGUAGAGCACUUUAUAGGGAAUAUGGUGCCAUUUGGGAUGCAGACUCUUAUCUAUCCUGACCCAAUCCUAACCUGAGAGACCGCAUGCCCACAUCUCCAACUUCAUCAAUCAUGCAUUGAAGUCAGUGGAAGGGAGAUGAUUUGGGUGGAUAUUAAAGGUACAAUGCAGCCAUUUAAAAAAAUCUCAAUAUCAAACCAUUUCUGGUUAACCAUUAAGUACCUUACUCUGAUUGUUUUCAGUUAAAAUUGUCAAAAAGAAACAAAAAUAGCUUCUUAGCAAAGAGCAAUUUCUCAAGCAAGAUUUUUGCUAGUUUUGAGUGGGGAGCGGAAAACUGAAAAUGAGCUGUUAUUGGCAGAGAGGUUUGGAAAUCUCUUUCUUAUUGGUCUAUUAACUAAUUUACCGCCUGGUGAUGUCACUAUGGAAGGCCAUAACUCCUCCCACCAAAACAGGCUGAAAUUUCAGGUGGUCUUUUCAAACAGCUCUUACACUAAAAGGGCAUUAUCAUAAUUUUCACAAUUUCACAAUAUUAUUCCAACCUCAUAGUGUGCAAAUGUAUGUCACUUGUUUGUAAGUAGCAGUGUGUGGUUAGAGGUGUGAUUUGGGUAGAUAUUAAAGUUACUCUCUGUAAGUAGCAGUGUGGUUAGAGGUGUGAUUUGGGUAGAUAUUAAAGUUACUCUCUGUAAGUAGCAGUGUGGUUAGAGGUGUGAUUUGGGUAGAUAUUAAAGUUACUCUCUGUAAGUAGCAGUGUGGUUAGAGGUGUGAUUUGGGUAGAUAUUAAAGUUACUCUCUGUAAGUAGCAGUGUGUGGUUAGAGGUGUGAUUUGGGUAGAUAUUAAAGUUACUCUCUGUAAGUAGCAGUGUGUGGUUAGAGGUGUGAUUUGGGUAGAUAUUAAAGUUACUCUCUGUAAGUAGCAGUGUGGUUAGAGGUGUGAUUUGGGUAGAUAUUAAAGUUACUCUCUGUAAGUAGCAGUGUGUGGUUAGAGGUGUGAUUUGGGUAGAUAUUAAAGUUACUCUCUGUAAGUAGCAGUGUGGUUAGAGGUGUGAUUUGGGUAGAUAUUAAAGUUACUCUCUGUAAGUAGCAGUGUGGUUAGAGGUGUGAUUUGGGUAGAUAUUAAAGUUACUCUCUGUAAGUAGCAGUGUGGUUAGAGGUGUGAUUUGGGUAGAUAUUAAAGUUACUCUCUGUAAGUAGCAGUGUGGUUAGAGGUGUGAUUUGGGUAGAUAUUAAAGUUACUCUCUGUAAGUAGCAGUGUGGUUAAAGGUGUGAUUUGGGUAGAUAUUAAAGUUACUCUCUGUAAGUAGCAGUGUGGUUAGAGGUGUGACUUGGGUAGAUAUUAAAGUUACUCUCUGUAAGUAGCAGUGUGGUUAGAGGUGUGAUUUGGGUAGAUAUUAAAGUUACUCUCUGUAAGUAGCAGUGUGGUUAGAGGUGUGAUUUGGGUAGAUAUUAAAGUUACUCUCUGUAAGUAGCAGUGUGGUUAGAGGUGUGAUUUGGGUAGAUAUUAAAGUUACUCUCUGUAAGUAGCAGUGUGUGGUUAGAGGUGUGAUUUGGGUAGAUAUUAAAGUUACUCUCUGUAAGUAGCAGUGUGUGGUUAGAGGUGUGAUUUGGGUAGAUAUUAAAGUUACUCUCUGUAAGUAGCAGUGUGGUUAGAGGUGUGAUUUGGGUAGAUAUUAAAGUUACUCUCUGUAAGUAGCAGUGUGUGGUUAGAGGUGUGAUUUGGGUAGAUAUUAAAGUUACUCUCUGUAAGUAGCAGUGUGGUUAGAGGUGUGAUUUGGGUAGAUAUUAAAGUUACUCUCUGUAAGUAGCAGUGUGGUUAGAGGUGUGAUUUGGGUAGAUAUUAAAGUUACUCUCUGUAAGUAGCAGUGUGGUUAGAGGUGUGAUUUGGGUAGAUAUUAAAGUUACUCUCUGUAAGUAGCAGUGUGGUUAGAGGUGUGAUUUGGGUAGAUAUUAAAGUUACUCUCUGUAAGUAGCAGUGUGGUUAAAGGUGUGAUUUGGGUAGAUAUUAAAGUUACUCUCUGUAAGUAGCAGUGUGGUUAGAGGUGUGACUUGGGUAGAUAUUAAAGUUACUCUCUGUAAGUAGCAGUGUGGUUAGAGGUGUGAUUUGGGUAGAUAUUAAAGUUACUCUCUGUAAGUAGCAGUGUGGUUAGAGGUGUGAUUUGGGUAGAUAUUAAAGUUACUCUCUGUAAGUAGCAGUGUGGUUAGAGGUGUGACUUGGGUAGAUAUUAAGUUACUCUCUGUAAGUAGCAGUGUGGUUAGAGGUGUGAUUUGGGUAGAUAUUAAAGUUACUCUCUGUAAGUAGCAGUGUGUGGUUAGAGGUGUGACUUGGGUAGAUAUUAAAGUUACUCUCUGUAAGUAGUAGUGUGGUUAGAGGUGUGACUUGGGUAGAUAUUAAAGUUACUCUCUGUAAGUAGCAGUGUGUGGUUAGAGGUGUGAUUUGGGUAGAUAUUAAAGUUACUCUCUGUAAGUAGCAGUGUGGUUAGAGGUGUGACUUGGGUAGAUAUUAAAGUUACUCUCUGUAAGUAGCAGUGUGGUUAGAGGUGUGACUUGGGUAGAUAUUAAAGUUACUCUCUGUAAGUAGCAGUGUGGUUAGAGGUGUGAUUUGGGUAGAUAUUAAAGUUACUCUCUGUAAGUAGCAGUGUGUGGUUAGAGGUGUGACUUGGGUAGAUAUUAAAGUUACUCUCUGUAAGUAGCAGUGUGUGGUUAGAGGUGUGACUUGGGUAGAUAUUAAAGUUACUCUCUGUAAGUAGCAGUGUGGUUAGAGGUGUGACUUGGGUAGAUAUUAAAGUUACUCUCUGUAAGUAGCAGUGUGGUUAGAGGUGUGACUUGGGUAGAUAUUAAAGUUACUCUCUGUAAGUAGCAGUGUGGUUAGAGGUGUGACUUGGGUAGAUAUUAAAGUUACUCUCUGUAAGUAGCAGUGUGUGGUUAGAGGUGUGACUUGGGUAGAUAUUAAAGUUACUCUCUGUAAGUAGCAGUGUGGUUAGAGGUGUGACUUGGGUAGAUAUUAAAGUUACUCUCUGUAAGUAGCAGUGUUCACUGCUCUAGAAACAUCAGCUGCAAUAACCCCCACCCCAGGACAGAGAACACUGCAAUGCAGGGAGGAACCUCUAGUAUAGAAAUGUAGAACCCCAAUUGAAGUAGGUUAGUUAUUCUUUCUAAUUUUCAGUUCUCUAUUUGCCAGGUAUUUAUGUCAGUAUUACAUGCUAAUAAUAUUAAAAUUACAUGACAAUUACUCUGUUACCAUUUUCUAUUAUGUAGUCUUCCAUUUUAUUUCUUAACGCACAAUUUCCCCAUAAAUCCCUGGCACAUACCAACUUAGACAGGGCUGUACAGUGCAGUAUUACCAGCAGAUAUACCAUAUAGCUUCACUCACACCUCACACAGCUUCACACACCUCUUGAAGAUUUACAGUAGAAACCAGACGAGAGGGUUGUUGAUAGCAGGGUUUACAGUAGAAAUCUGACGAGAGGGUUGUUGAUAGCAGGGUUUACAGUAGAAAUCUGACGAGAGGGUUGUUGAUAGCAGGGUUUACAGUAGAAAUCUGACGAGAGGGUUGUUGAUAGCAGGAUUUACAGUAGAAACCUGACGAGAGGGUUGUUGAUAGCAUGAUUUACAGUAGAAAUCUGACGAGAGGGUUGUUGAUAGCAGGGUUUACAGUAGAAACCUGACGAGAGGGUUGUUGAUAGCAGGGUUUACAGUAGAAACCUGACGAGAGGGUUGUUGAUAGCAGGGUUUACAGUAGAAACCUGACGAGAGGGUUGUUGAUAGCAGGGUUUACAGUAGAAACCGGACGAGAGGGUUGUUGAUAGCAGGGUUUACAGUAGAAACCUGACGAGAGGGUUGUUGAUAGCAGGGUUUACAGUAGAAACCGGACGAGAGGGUUGUUGAUAGCAGGGUUUACAGUAGAAAUCUGACGAGAGGGUUGUUGAUAGCAGGGUUUACAGUAGAAACCUGACGAGAGGGUUGUUGAUAGCAGGGUUUACAGUAGAAACCUGACGAGAGGGUUGUUGAUAGCAGGGUUUACAGUAGAAACCUGACGAGAGGGUUGUUGAUAGCAGGGUUUACAGUAGAAAUCUGACGAGAGGGUUGUUGAUAGCAGGGUUUACAGUAGAAAUCUGACGAGAGGGUUGUUGAUAGCAGGGUUUACAGUAGAAACCUGACGAGAGGGUUGUUGAUAGCAGGGUUUACAGUAGAAACCUGACGAGAGGGUUGUUGAUAGUAGGGUUUACAGUAGAAACCUGACGAGAGGGAUGUUGAUAGCAGGGUUUACAGUAGAAACCUGACGAGAGGGUUGUUGAUAGCAGGAUAAAAGACUAUUGACUGGCGGUUCUGCCAGCCAGGCUGAUAACGAGCCAAUGACAGGAGAGGAUCCAUCUGUCUCAGAAGCUGCCUCUCAGCCAGCCCUCCUCCUCCUGAGAGUGGAUUCAUCCUGCCUUUUAUUGCCCAGCGACAGCUCAUGAUUUUAACGUUCAGUAUGAUGAUGUACUGCCAUUUUAUGAUACAGUAUCUUCCAUUUUGGAUGGGUUGUGUUGUGUCCUGUUUUGAGUGUUUUGAAAUAGAUGAGGUGAUUAACAAAUAUAUAUGAUAGUUUGAUUACUCAAUAUGCCAGGUAUCCAUCACCACAGUGUUCAAGACAUAGACUAAUCACUAAGUUUCUCUCUCUCCCCCUCCCUCGCUCUCUCUUCCUCUCACAGAUAUCGAGCAGGAGAAGAAAGCUGAAGAUGGCUCCAAAUGA